UUUUUGAUUUUGAUUUUGAUUUUCUCUCCGUAUCUUCCUCCCCCCUCCCCGUCUCCUUAUAACACAAUCCCUUCCCCAAAUCAUUCUCUUCUCCAAAUGCUUUGCGGAUUUCCAGAUCUCCACUCAUUUCUUCUUCCUACUCGCUUUGCUUUCUUCAAAUCAAUCAUCGCAUUACUUUUUUCUUCCUUCCGCGUGCCUUCUCUUCCGCAAAGGGACAACGAAGAAACUCCCCAAUUCCCAACCGAACUUUAAUCUAAUUUUUGAAUGCGUCCAUUUAUUUCCCUUCAACAACAUCCAUCCGCUUCUUCUCCCUCAUUGCUUCUUCCACAUUUUCUAACAACUUCAUGCUAUUUAUGGUACUUUUCGGAUCUCAUUCGAACCAUUUCUCGAAAUUUUCUAAGAAACCCUAGGUGGGGUUAAUGGGGAAACACACCAACUGUGUUAAAACUCCAGACGUCGAAGAAGGGGAAAUCUCUGAUACACCUUCAGUUGAGGAGAUCACUGAGGAGGAUUUUAAUAAGCUUGAAACUGCUCCUAAGCUGCUGCCUUCCAAACAUUCCAAUCGGGAGACUACAGUUUGGACCAUGAGUGAUUUGUAUAACAAUUAUCCCACCAUGUGUCGUGGUUAUGCUCCUGGUUUGUACAAUUUAGCUUGGGCUAAGGCAGUGCAGAAUAAGCCUCUCAAUGAAAUCUUUCUUAUGGACGCCGACCCCGACGACAAAUCCAACCGCUCUUCUUCCUCUCCUUUUCGGAAUGCCAAGGAACAUGGAAACGGUACAAAAGAAGAGGCUAAGCUCAUCAUUGACAUUACCGGCGACGACAUGAACAGCGACAAUGCGGAUGUCGAGAAAGAAGAAGGUGAAUUGGAGGAGGGCGAAAUUGAUAUGGAUACGGAGUUCGUAGAAGAGGUUGUUGACUCCAAACCAAUGUUGUCCGACUCUCUCGAUACUGAUUGUCAGGAGAUUGAUUUAAAAAAUAAGGAAUUGGAUGAUCAACUCAAAUUGAUUCACAAAACAUUGGAUGGUGUUACAAUCGACGCUGCACAGAAAUCGUUUCAGGAAGUUUGCUCCCAACUGCUUAGUUCUAUAGAGACGUUUCUGGAAUUGGUCCAGGGAAAGGUAGUCCCGAGAAAGGAUGUGCUCAUUCAACGAUUGUAUGCUGCUCUUCGAAUAAUCAAUUCUGUGUUUUGUUCCAUGAACCCCAAGGAAAAAGAGGAGUAUAAGCAACAUUUAUCAAGGUUGCUUUCUUUUGUAAAAAAUUGCAACCCUCCUCUUUUUUCUCCUGAGCAGAUAAAAUCGGUAGAGGUCAAAAUGCCAUCUACAGAUUCCCUCGACCAAUUCCCCGACAUGAGAGCCAGUGCCAAAGAUGUCGAGAUCCAUAUACCUAAUGGGGUGAAAAAUAAGGACUUUUAUUCUGCAUAUGCAACUGCUACUCCACAUUUAACUUCUUCAACUAAGUUGCCUUCAGACUCCAUGCCUGUUGGGGUUACCGUAAAAAAUAGCCUAAAUCUCUCAUCAGAUAGUUUGCUAUCUGGAGUACCCAAUGUAAAGGGUAGAGGUCCCCUACUCCCUCUGUUAGACCUUCACAAGGAUCAUGAUGUGGACAGUCUCCCAUCACCUACUAGAGAAGCUCCUACAGUUUUUUCUGUCCAAAAAUCAGGGCAUAUCCCUGUGAAGGUGGCACAUGCUAUGGAUGGAUCAAGAGUACAUCCUUAUGAAACUGAUGCCCUAAAAGCUGUUUCAACCUAUCAACAGAAGUUUGGUCGAAGUUCCUUUUCAAUGGCUGAUCGACUUCCUAGCCCAACCCCUUCAGAAGAAUGUGAUGGGGGUGGUGAUAUUGGUGGGGAGGUUUCUAGUUCUUCCAUUUUAAGAAGCUCAAAAGCUUCAAAUUCUUCUAAACUGGCUCAAACGGUGUCACAGUCUGCUUCUAGCAUAUCUACAGGUCUUUUUCCUAACCUGGAAAGUUCCAGCACUAAAGGACUGAUUAGUCCUUCAAACGUUGCUCCUCCUAGUUGUGUGUCUAAUCCAAUAGCAAAGCCUUUGGCAAAAAGUAGAGACCCUAGGCUACGAAUGGUCAAUUCUGAGGCAAGUGCUAUGGAUCUUAAUCCACGCACAAUGACGUCUGUGCAGAGUCCUUCUGUUGUAGAAUCUGCUGUAACCGUAAACCUGAGAAAGCAGAAGAUGGAUGUAGAGCCUAAUAUAGAUGCCCCUGAAAUGAAAAGGCAGAGGAUUGGAUCUCAGAAUCAUGCAUUUUCUGCAAGUGAUUUGAGAGCUGGCUCUGGAAGCGGUGGCUGGUUGGAAGAUACCAUGUCCGCUGUUCCCAGGCUUUCAAGCAGGAAUCAGAUGGAGAUUGCUGAAGCAAAUGCAACAGAAAAAAACAACGUUACAAACAAUUCUGGUGCCGGAAAUUCAUGUGGGCCUACGAUAAGUGCUAGCAAAGAAGCUUCCUUGCCCUCACUGUUGAAAGAUAUUGUUGUGAACCCAACCAUGCUCUUAAGUUUACUUAAAAUGAACCAACAGAAGCAAGUAGCUGCAGAAUUGAAAUUAAAGUCGAGUGAACCUGAAAAAAAUGCAAUUUGUCCUACGGCCGUGAAUCCUUGUCUAGGAUCCAGUCCACUAGUAAAUGCUCCUGCUCUGACCUCAGGAAUUUUGCAGCAAUCAGCAGGAACACCAAGUGUACCUUCACCACCGGUGGUCACUGUGGAUGAUGUGGGAAAAGUUCGUAUGAAACCUCGUGACCCUCGCCGUAUCCUCCAUGGUAAUUCUCUUCACAAGGUUGGCAGCAUGGGAAAUGAGCAGUUAAAAAGUGUUGUACCAGCUGUUCCAAACCCAGAAGGAAGUAGGGAUAUAGUACCAAAUGGCCAUAAGCAAGAAGGCCAGGGAAAUUUGAGAUUAGCUUCUUCACAACCAUUACUACCUGACAUUGGUAGACAGUUCACUAACAAUCUGAAAAAUAUUGCUGAUAUCAUGUCUGUUCCCUCGCCACCAACUUCUUCUCACAAUUCAUCUUCAAAGCCAGUUAAAUUGGACAUAAAGGAUACUAAUGCUGUUGGGUCAAGCUCUAUUGACAGUAAAAUUGUGGCAACUGCUACCCAAGUGGUAGAUAUGGUUGGCCCCUCCCGUUCACAUGGUGCAUGGGGAGAUCUUGAGCAUCUGUUUGAGGGUUAUGAUGACAAGCAAAAGGCUGCUAUCCAGAGAGAAAGAGCAAGACGGAUAGAUGAGCAGAAAAAAAUGUUUGCUGCACGCAAACUCUGCCUUGUUUUGGAUUUGGAUCACACGCUUCUGAAUUCAGCUAAGUUUGUGGAAGUAGAUCCAGUGCAUGAUGAAAUUUUGAGGAAGAAGGAGGAACAGGAUCGUGAGAAGGUGCAGAGACAUCUUUUUCGAUUUCCUCAUAUGGGAAUGUGGACCAAACUACGGCCUGGGGUCUGGAACUUUUUGGAAAAGGCCAGCGAGCUCUAUGAACUUCAUUUGUACACAAUGGGAAACAAGUUAUAUGCAACGGAGAUGGCAAAGGUUCUUGAUCCAAAAGGGGUUCUGUUUGCCGGGCGAGUUCUUUCUCGAGGUGAUGAUGGAGACCCCUUGGAUGGGGAAGAAAGGGUACCCAAGAGUAAGGAUUUGGAGGGUGUUUUGGGCAUGGAAUCUGCUGUUGUUAUAAUUGAUGAUUCCAUCAGGGUGUGGCCACAUAACAAAAUGAACUUGAUUGUCGUAGAAAGGUAUACUUACUUUCCAUGUAGUAGGCGCCAAUUUGGGCUUCUGGGUCCUUCUCUUCUAGAGAUUGACCAUGAUGAGAGACCUGAAGAUGGUACUUUGGCUUCUUCACUGGCGGUUAUUCAGAGAAUUCAUCAAACCUUUUUCUCCCAUCCUGUAUUAGAUGAAGUAGAUGUUAGAAAUAUCUUGGCCUCCGAGCAACAAAGGAUUUUGGCUGGUUGCCGUAUAGUGUUUAGCAGGGUUUUUCCAGUUGGUGAGGCAAAUCCUCACCUGCAUCCGCUGUGGCAGACAGCUGAACAGUUUGGUGCGGUGUGCACCAACCAGAUCGAUGAACAGGUUACCCAUGUCGUUGCAAACUCGCUUGGGACUGAUAAGGUGAAUUGGGCUCUCUCCACUGGCAGAUUCGUGGUCCAUCCAGGGUGGGUGGAAGCAUCGGCUCUACUUUACCGGAGGGCAAACGAGCAGGACUUCGCCAUUAAACCAUAAACAACCCACCCACCAGCAACCUUAACACACCCUUUGCUAAAUUAAAAAACAAAAGAUUAUAAUACAAGAUGAUAUAACACGGAGAAGAAAUUCAACACGUUGCCUUAUAUUUGGGUGGUAGUCUUAGGCAAAGCCCAAGAUUACGUAGAGAGACACAUUAACCCCCAAUUUAAAACGCCCUACAACUACAAGAAUGUGUGGAAGAACUCUGAAAGAGAGAUCAUCAAGAAAUUAUGUGCCUCUCCCCACAUUGACUUUCGAGAGUGAGUUUGAUUAGAUUUGAAAUAAUCAAGGGUGAGGCCAAGGGAGGGAGGAGAGAGGGGGAUUGCAAAGAGAGUGAGAGACGAAUGGGUAAAAGGAAUUUGGGUAAAUUGCGAGUGGUGGGGCGAAUUUAUACACAACUCAAGGUCGGAAGCUUUUCAUUUCUUUUUCUUAUGCUUUUGCUUUGAAUUUUCGGUUUACGAGAGAGAACACUUGGGAUUUUAUUCUUGAUUUCGUCCUGUCCCGUUCGUUCUUGCCCAAAAUUCGUUGGGAAGGGGAAGGGGAAGGGGAAGGGGAAGGGCAAAUGCGAAUGUGAAUGAUGUGGCAGAUUUGUCGUGUUUUUUGUAGCUACAAUGCGAGUCAGCGUCAAAGGAAGGAUAAGGUGUUGGAGGAUAUGUUAUGAUUUGGUGAUUGUGGGGGGAUUGAGUGGAAUAGAGGAGGAGUAUGACAACAUCUGAAAAAGGCUUCGGGUCUCACAUGAUAAAUGACAUCAGCAAUCCUUGCAAAUGGACCAUUUUUCUUUUUUGUUUCA
Cucurbita moschata (crookneck pumpkin) is the source of this 4986-nucleotide messenger RNA. Its product is annotated as RNA polymerase II C-terminal domain phosphatase-like 3. The coding region runs from base 420 to 4193 and encodes 1257 amino acids. The transcript is spliced from 12 exons. Gene Ontology annotation, cellular component: nucleus. Gene Ontology annotation, molecular function: RNA polymerase II CTD heptapeptide repeat phosphatase activity. Lineage: Eukaryota; Viridiplantae; Streptophyta; Magnoliopsida; Cucurbitales; Cucurbitaceae. The record is from RefSeq and is a predicted model, not a curated record.